Messenger RNA from Galleria mellonella (greater wax moth), 4978 nucleotides. Its product is annotated as zinc finger protein ZFAT-like. NCBI's taxonomy places the organism in Eukaryota, Metazoa, Arthropoda, Insecta, Lepidoptera, Pyralidae. Gene Ontology annotation, cellular component: nucleus. The record is from RefSeq and is a predicted model, not a curated record. The coding region runs from base 458 to 4057 and encodes 1199 amino acids. The transcript is spliced from 7 exons.
AUCUGUCUCUAUUUACUACCUAAAAUACUAAGAACAAGAAUUACAAAUCUUUACUAAAAUAUCAGAAUAUGUUUUGUAAAACAUAUUUAAUCCUAUACAUGACGAUUUAGUUGAUAUAUUCAAAUGAUGAGGGGUUAUGGUUUAAAGUGGUAUCUUGCCACAUUCGAAUAAACGUCAUAGCAUAGGACUUCAUAGCAUAGCUGUCCGCAGAUCAGAGUAAGUAGCUGUCUAAGUUUGGACGUAGACAUAUUAGGUAUAGCCUUUUUAGUCUGUGGUUUUAUUUAAAUUCAAUUUAUGCUGUUCUUUAUUUUUUUUUGUACACAUUAUUUAUAUUUAUUUUAUAUUUUACACUUAUUGAACAGUUAUCUAAUAAAGUGUUUAUUGUUUAUGUAUAAUUAUAAUGUAAUAGAUUAUUGAUAUAUCGUGAUAAUUAAAUAUAAUUGAUGCAUCUUAAAAGAUGUCGAAGAAAUAUACUCAACAAUGUGGACUAGAGAAAUCGUCGCAAGUUUUUGCAAAGGACGAAAAUAAUAGUAUGUCACAAAAUCAGGUUAUAAAUAAUAAAUCUCCUAGGUUAUUAACUGAAUCAAACGAAACACCACAUAAUUCUGAAAGUUCACUAGAUAUUGUUGAAUCAUUACCUUCAAUUACCAAUUGUGAUAUAAAAGUUGAAGAAUUUGAUGAUAAUGUAGUAAAUAUUGAUGAUUGCAAUGUAAAAGAUAAUAAUACUGCAAAUAAUGAAGCGGACAGUGAUGAUGAUGAAGAUAUAGAGCUUAUAGAACAAGAAAUAAUCAUUGAGAAUGAGAUGCUGAAGAGUACAUUUAAAAAUAAUGAUUCACUCCAAAAAUUAUUGGAGGAGUCUGCAAACAAUUUAUUGAAUACAAACUGUGGUGAUUCAAUUAAUGAUUCAUACACUUCACUCUACAAAGUGUUUUCGUUUUCAUCAGAUAAUAUUGUUAAUAAAUCUACACACAAUGAUAAUCACCAUAUAGAUACAUCUCUAGGUAUGACUAAUGCAAACAUUGACAGUUCAAAGCAAAAUAGUCAAAAUUCUAAUAAAAUCCCUGAUGUUAGCCAGCAUAAAAAUACUUCUAUUGCUGCUGAUGAAACUGUUCCAGCCAAAGAGAUUGACCUGUCUGUUAAAGGAUUAAAACAACUGUGCCUAGAGUUGGAUGAAAAUGAAAUGUUCAGGAAAGCUGAGAUUAUUAGAAACACAGCGUCCAAUGUAGCAGAUAGAAUAUUAGCAGUGGAACUGCUUAAUAACUGGGGGCGCGUUAAACAUGCGCCUUGCAAGCCAACAAUACAGGAGACUUUGUUGCAGGACGCUCUCGACGAGUGGAAAAACUGGAACAAACUCUCUAGACACAGGGAAAUACCAUUGACAUACAAGUGCUACGUUUGCAAGAUUGCGUAUUGGCGUUUGACUCCGUUCCGGGAGCACAUAGCUCAGCAUGUAGACAUUAAAAUUGGCUGUGAGUUUGUACUUUACGAGUCUCACAUAAAAGCGUACACCGUAGAAGAGGACACCAUCAAGAGUUUCCCCAUCGAAGGCAAUUGCUUUCAGUGUCACAAAGGAUAUGAAGCGCAUCCCUCUUUGGGGGGAGAGUUUAAACACUAUAAAUGCUCAUUUUGCAAAGAAAACUUUUUCACAUGCAUCGCAUUGAUGAUCCACGAGGAGCCAUGCAAACAUCUGAAGAAGAAGCGUCUCAUGCAUGUGUCUGAUAUAAAUUUGCACAAGUGUAAAGUAUGCCCAAUGAGUUUUUACAAUAAGGAACAAUUAAAUAAGCAUUUAAAAUUGUCCCACAUGGUAUGGUCUGAUGUACCUAUUCUGUCAGGGACCAAACUUUGCACUCUCUGCAAUCAGAGGUAUUCUGUAUUUUUAAUGCACAUAUGCAAUAAAAAAAUGGCGCCAAAAUUCAUAUGUUCGUUUUGCAAUCGAAGAUUUCCCUCGCAAAAGAUGUUGGAUUUACAUAUAGAUAUGUUGCAAAGCAAUCACCAGUGUCGGAUAUGUAAUUUGACGUUAAAGAAGAGUUGUAUGGAGGUCAUACAUUUAUUAAUACACAGCAAACGGUUCAUGAAAGUGUAUAGGUGCGCGUUGUGCAAGGAUAACAAGAUAUAUCCCAAGUUAAUAGAUAUGAAAAAACAUAAGAAAAUGCUUCAUAAAGAAAAAUUUAUUUCCCAUAAUAUUUUGUAUGAUAUUAUGUUAAUAAUAAAAAAUGUUGAAGAAAAACAGAAAUAUGUAAAAGAAGUUAAAACAGUUGUUGAGCAAAUAAGCGCAUCCGAUGAGCAGAGAUUUGCAAUCGAAAAUUUAAUGAAAGAGAUGGAAGAUCCAAGUGAUCAAAACGAAGUAAUUCAGACGCCAAAUGUGGAAAUACAAACUGUAAAUGAAAGUAUUUUUGAAACUGCUGAAAUUGACAAUAGAAACGUAAAUAUUGUUAUAGAUGAAGAACAAACACAAGAGUAUGAUAAUAAUGAAGUAAUAAUCGAUAGUGAUACCGAGAAUGAUGAUGAUUUUAAUGAAAAUGCAAUUGUAAAUAAUAAUUUUGAUAAUCACCAGACUGACAACGUUGAGGUUGAUGCUGAAGUGCGUGAUGAGAAAGAAAUAGAAGUAGCAGACGGGUGUAGUUAUGAAGAAUCGAAUCAUUAUGUAUCUAACAUGCUUCAAAAGCCUGGCUUUUUCGUCGAAAUCAAAGUGGAAAAUAACAAUGAACAUCAAGGUGUGAAUUCAAAUGAUAUAAUAGGUUUAAACAAUGAUUUAACAGAGGAUACUGUUGUGAAUGAACCUAGAAGAAAUCUUUACAAAUGCGGUAAAUGUAAACUAGAUAUGGAGCACAAAGAAUACCAAAAACAUAGGAGUUCAUGUCCUAGCAGAGAUGGAGUUAAAUUUAAACGUUUAGAGAAAACGUAUCACUGCAGCAAGUGCACGGGGAAUUAUAUAUCAUUGAAGAAAUAUAUAAUACAUUUGUCAAAAGUGCACAAUCUCGAGCGGUUGGUUUGUGUUCUAUGCGGUUUGAAAUUCGGCACGGAUCCAAAUCUGAGGAUGCACUUCGAUUUGCAUAUUAGACGAUUGUAUUUGAGAGUUAGAUGUUGCAGUAAAGAAGAUAAUGUAAACAAUACUAUAGUGCAGUGUAAGAAAUGCAGGUCCAAUGUAGCUGGGGAUAAAUUAUUUUCACAUUGGGAAUCGCAUUUUGUAAUGCCAGAUCAGUCGGUAGUUAAACCGAGCGAACCGGCUGCAUUACCAGCUCCCCUCUACGAGGGUGCUUUAAACCCGACAGAUUUGAAAAAUCUUAUUACAUAUUUACAAAUGGAUAUGACAAACCGGCAUAUGUACAAGAUGAUAAAAAGGUGCCCCUGCUGCCGCAGAUACUUCAGUCGUGCUAUUGUAAGCAAAAGACAUUUUGUGGAGCAUUUGCUAAGAGACGCGUAUGCAUCGAUCGAGAGGAACGGCGGAUUGAAAUGUCAGAUUUGCUCGGAGAUAUUCGAAGGGGAUGACAAUUACAAAGUCCAUAUGAGGGAUCACGGCUUCCUUCCCGUCUACAUGUGUGAAAUAUGUAACAAGUCUUUCAGCGAUUCAAGUAACUUCAGCAAACACAGGAAACUGCACGACCAGUCUGUGCACGUGUGCCAGCUUUGUAAAAAGAAGUUUCAACAUAAGGAGUCGCUUUUGAAGCAUAACGUCGAGGUGCAUGAGAAGUCCAAGCCCAAGGCCUGUUCAUACUGCAGCACCACAUUCUACACCGAGUCCAGUUUAAAAAAACAUGUCAGAAACAACCACGAGCGACCUCUGCCGGCGUUCCGUUGCAAGAUAUGCAAGAAGGUGUUCCCCACUACUAAAUCAAAGCUCGAACACAUGUGGGCGGCACACCGACUGCGGUGUGUCCGAACACAGAAUGCCAACUGUCCAAUAUGCCAUGAGCCCUUCAGGAAGUACCAGGACGUGAAAUAUCACCUGGAAAAUGUACACAGUAUGGAAAAAUCUACUGCGGCAUUCUUAGUAAAGAAGCAAGCGCGCAAAUACCAGGCGGCUAAAAAGAAACGCGAACUGCUCAUACAGAACUAGCCGUGGCCCGCGGCCUCGGCCGUGCUCGUCGAUCACAAAUGAGCUCUCAAAUGCUGUGACACGAUUGUAGAUCUAACAUUUAACGCCUUAGAUUGUAUAGAGCAUCGAGCCUCAAAAACGAGGCGACUUUUUGACAGCUAAUUGGCAAAUUGGCUCACUCGUUUUUUUUUACCAGUGUUCUGUAUACUUACGCACACAAUGUAUCUUGACGUAUCUAUAUUAAAUUUGUUAAUAAAUAAAAUGUGUGUUUACGCAUUAAAAAGAUGCAGAAUUUAUAAAACAAAAUAAAUAUAGAAGUUAUAAAGGAAUCACUCGUAACUAUUUAUCACGCAAAAUUGUAUGGAAAAAGUUGAGCCGUUUUUCUCGAAGCAUUUGUAUGGAGACACUCUAUCUAUAUAAUCUAAGUUUAGCGCAUUCAAACAAACCAUGCCACUAGUAUAAGUUAUUAUAGUCUAUUUAUUUAUUUAUUUAAAUAAAUAAAUAAAUAUUUAUUUUAAGGAAAAUAUAAACGGUUAAUCAACCAUAUGACAGUCUAUGUUCUAACGCAUAAGAAAUUAAUUAAUUAAAUAUGUUUUUUUUUAUACAACGUAGAAUGGCAAACAAGCUGACGGCCCACCUGAUGGAAAGUGGUAACCGCCGCCUAUAUACAUGAGCAGCAACAUGGACAUAACAGAGUAUACUGUUUCGCCCAUGAUACCGCCCAUGCAUUGCCAUUCCUGAGGACUCAGGUGUUAUUUCUCUGUACCUUAUAAAUUCAAAGUCAUUCUAAGUUGUAUAAAAUCUUUAAUUUGUACUGACAAUUUAAAUAGUAAAUUAUAUAUUGCAUUUCUAUUUUGUAAAUUUGUAAAUAUUUGUCUAAGGUCAUUAUGUGGAGUAACUGACUAUUUACUGGAUGAGUAAAAAUUUUUUUGAUAAAAAAAA